AUGAGCUUCUUGAGGCCUUCUGCAAUGUACAACUUUGUAACAAGUUAUCCUGCUCUGCGAUGGAUGGCAUGUCAGAGUUGGGGCUUCCUUCGAUGGCCGGGUCUUGACGGAUUCUUUAGGCUUUUAGUAGUUGGACUUCUCUGGUCCACGUUCUCUGAGCUGCGCUUCAUACCCUCAUCUUCUAUGUUCCCCACCCUUCGUGUUGGUGAUCGAAUUAUUGUGGAAAAGGUUUCAUAUUAUAUCAGGAAUCCUUCUAUACAUGACAUUGUAACAUUUAAGGAUCCAACACAGUUAUUUGGAGAAAACACAGAAGCUGUUUUUAUUAAGAGAAUUGUAGCAAAAGCAGGAGACACUGUUGAGAUUAAUCAUGGGACACUCUACAUCAAUGGUGUUGCUCAGCAGGAAGAUUUCAUAGCAGAGCCACCAGCAUACACAAUGCCAUUAACUUAUGUGCCUAACGGCCAUGUUUAUGUGUUGGGGGAUAAUCGUAAUAAUAGUUAUGAUUCCCAUGUGUGGGGACCACUUCCUAUGAAGAACAUACUGGGAAGAUAUGUAGCGAGGCUUCCCACAUUCAGAGCAAGAAGUGAAUCUUCAGAAAAAAUGAGGCAGAGUCCUAGUUGCUUUCUCCCCAUGAUGGAUUUUACCCUGUCCAUGUUUGAGCUCACUGAGCAUAAUAAGCUUUUGGCAACGUCCCUCCAUUUGUUAUAA
This is a messenger RNA of Sphenostylis stenocarpa, 708 nucleotides long. NCBI's taxonomy places the organism in Eukaryota, Viridiplantae, Streptophyta, Magnoliopsida, Fabales, Fabaceae. The record is from the annotation of a GenBank genome assembly.